Molecule: messenger RNA, 2750 nt
Organism: Carya illinoinensis
Lineage: Eukaryota; Viridiplantae; Streptophyta; Magnoliopsida; Fagales; Juglandaceae
Exons: 3
Coding region: 1344-2336 (330 amino acids)
Source: RefSeq, a predicted model, not a curated record
AAAUUUCCACUAGUUAUGAGAUCAUGCGCUUGUCCUAACGCUCAUAUCUCCACGCUCUUCUUUAUACGUGACAGUUUGAUUGCAUCAAAGAGAUCACUACGAACACAAAAAGAAAAUUCCCUUUCUGUAUUAUUUGAUUGAGUUCGUGAAACAUUCUUUAGUGGAAAAAAGUACAAGAAAAAUCCAUUUCCGGGACAAUAAGGGUGCAUCAUCAUCGAUGUCUAUCAAAGCUUCUGGAAUUCAAAGAGUGCCAUUAUCAGAUGAGAACAAUCAAAGCCAUCCAGAAAUGGGUUCUAACGUUCAGACCACAAAGAAAUUUAUCCCAAAGUAUUACAUGUACCAAACCGUAUCUGCAGCUAGCAAGGUCGCUGUCCCGAGAAAGAAAAUCUUAGGCGAAAGGAAUGCGGCCCCAGAAUCGAUGUUCUCCGAUUCCCAUAUCCAAAAGACCCCGAUUGAAUCAAAAAUCACUUUUGUGAAUCCCGGAGCCGAUAUUUCAGAUAUAUCAUCGCCGCAGGGGUUUGAAUCCGAUGAGAAUGGGGAGAAUGUUCUUGUUGCUGAUGUUUCUUUGCGGCCCUAUGAUCCGCUAACUAAUUAUCUUUCUCCAAGACCUAAAUUUCUCCGGUACGUGCCGAACAGGCGCCGCGAGAUUUUUCUUCGCCGAGAAAAAAAUAUCAAAGAAGGAAAAGAUGAGUCGUAUAUUAGUACAAGUGGUUCUUUUGAAUUCGGGAAAGCUAGUGGGGAGGAAUCUGACUCGGUUUGCGGUCGUGGCUCUUUGCCUUCAUCUCACGAAGGAUCUUUACAGCAAGAAGACGAAGAAUUUGAGGAAAGUGAUGUGGAAAUUGAGGAGGUAGAGGAGGAAAGAGGUAGGAGCUUGAAAAGGGUGCUGGAGUUUUUAGUUUGGUCUUUUCUUUUCGUUCUUUCUGCCUUGUAUAUAUCUUCAAUGAAUUCUCCAGCACCUUCACCUAGUUUACAAUCUUUUGAGGGUCUUAAUAAAGGUGGGUACCUUAAGAUUUUAAACCGUCGGAAGCUUUAUUGGCUGGGAGACUUGAAAGUGGAAGUGACAUUUGGGAUCGGGCAGAAGAAAUACAAUUAGAUUUGGGUCGUGGACACCAGAGAGAUAGGAUUGAGGAACAAAAAACGGUGGAAGAUGUGAAAAUAGGAGUAGACAUUGCUGAGGAGCUCAUUGAAGUAAUAUAUCUAAAGGGUGCAAAAAGUAAAGCUUUAGAGGUAGUUGAAGAUAGAAAGAAGGGAACAGUUGAUGAGUUGCGUGAAAUGAUAGAGCCACAAGCUGCAGAUAUUGACGAAGGUUGUGACCAUAAUAGAUAAGGGAUUUUUCUGAUACGAUGAUUGAUAAUCAUAAGUUGCAAAUUGGUAAAACUAUACAAAAGUUUGAAACUUUGCAGGAUUAUCAGGCACAAUCCACGUUUGAUGGAAGGGAUCGCCUAAUCAUAGAAUUCGAUAUUGCAAAUAUUCUUGAAGAAGGAAAUGAUUUUAUGGUGGAUUCAGCUGAAGAAGUUCACAAUGAGCAAGCUGGAGAUGGUGAAGUUAUCGGAUCAGAGAGAAUGGGCAAUGGUGAUACAGACUUUGAGAUUCUCAAUCUUGAAGCAGAAGGAUAUUUGGAGGAUAGCCUAACAAAGUACUUGGAAAUCGAAUUGUUGUUAAUGAAAGCGAUUAUUGGGGCUUCAGUAUUUUCUGUGAUCGUUGCCUUUUUGGUCUGGGGUUUCCACCAUAAGCGUAUGAAAGCUUCAGUGAAGGAUUCUUGUCUAUUUGCAAGGCCUUGUUUUGAAUCUCUGGUGGUAGAUAUGGAGAAAACUAUUGGAAAGGAUUCUUCUAUGACCCCAAAGCCUUCUUUGAUCUCAAAACCUCGUAUUGAAUCUGUCAUAGCAGAGAAGCAUAGCUCAGUGCUUUGUAAUAGGGAAGAGAUGCACAUGGAACGUUUUGGCUCUUUCGUGAGUUAUUCAUCUUUUCAUGCAGUGGAGGAGUCUCUCAAAGGUAAUAAUGAAAGCCGAGCACCAACAAUUGAGUUGCUCGGGGAGUUUGUGUUUGGAGAGGUAAGCAGCUCUCAGAGCUGGGCUAUGAAAAACUGGAGGAUAGAAAGUGAAGAGAGCGAGUAUUAUGUUUCCACGAAGUCAAGGAACAAAGUCCAUUCAGAUCCUGUACAACCCCAGCCGGCUUUGUCGGAGCUCUCUACGAUGGAUUCUCAUUCAUGUGCAAGAUAUACUUCUGGGAAGAAGAUUGUGAAAGAAAAGGGGGGCAAAGAUGGAGAAGCGCAGGUAAUAACAAAUUCAGCAAGGCGGUCAAGCAGAAUCCACAAUCGCCCAGUCAUGUCUCCAUGAAUUACUCUGUCACCUCUGUUGUUUAGCAGAUGUUGCCCUGGUUGGAACAGCAUCCUCUGUUGUUUCAAGUUUUAGCCUUCAUAUAUUGGAAACUUUCAAGGAGUAGGCCGUCAAACAUUCCUGACUGUAUAACUGCUCGUAUAGCUGCUCAUAUAACUACCGAGCAGUCGUUAAUCUUAUGAGAAGAUUUCUUGUAAUUUUGGAUUGUAAUUCAUCCAUCUUUGACUACUACAUUCAUCCAUCUUUACCACCGACUUGUCUUUCAUAGAUUUGUUUCUUAUCCCUUUCUUUAUCUUCCUGUCUUAUCUAUCUGCUUCAUAGCACUUAGUCUGUAACAUAUUGAAGGUUGGACGCCGUCCUCUUUCCAGGGUGAUAAUUAUAAUAAUGGGCAUUGUGCAUUGCACAAUUUGCAAA